UUCACCUCCAACCUAGCAUCUUUCUCGUCCCGGUCAGGUUCAAUGGCAGCUCGCUCGUGGCUCGUUCUCGGCCUCGUGUUGGCGUUGGGAGCUCUAAGUUCCCAAGCAGAGGCCGGGCGAGCUUUCUUCGUGUUUGGGGACUCGUUGGUUGACAAUGGCAACAACAACUACCUUGCCACCACUGCCCGGGCAGACUCGCUGCCGUAUGGCAUUGACUUUCCAACACACCGUCCGACUGGCCGCUUCUCCAAUGGCCUCAACAUCCCCGACUUCAUCUGUAAGCACCUCGGUUCGGAUUUUUUGCUUCCGUAUUUGAGCCCCGAGCUCAAUGGUCGGAAGUUGCUGGACGGGGCGAACUUUGCUUCUGCUGGCAUUGGCAUUCUGAAUGACACUGGAAUUCAAUUUAUCAACGUAAUAAGAAUGUUUAGACAACUAGAGUACUUCGAAGAGUACCAGAAGAGAGUGGGCGGCAUCAUCGGAGCCGAGAGAACAACCCAGCUAGUCAACGGAGCUCUAGUUAUCAUCACCGUCGGCGGCAAUGAUUUCGUCAACAAUUACUUUCUCGUCCCCUUCUCUGCCCGAUCGAGGCAGUAUGCUCUCCCUGAUUACGUUAAGCUUCUCAUCGUCGAGUAUCGAAAACUUCUUCUGAGGGUGUAUGAACUUGGAGCGCGGCGAGUUCUAGUGACGGGAACGGGACCGCUCGGGUGCGUUCCAGCGGAAUUGGCGAUGAGGGGUGGCAACGGCGGGCAGUGCUCGACGGAGCUGCAGCGGGCGGCGUCCUUGUAUAAUCCGCAGCUUCUUGAGAUGAUCAAAGGACUCAACAGUCAAAUUGGAUCCAAUGUGUUUGUGGCUGUUAAUACUCACCUAAUGCACAAUGAUUUCAUCACCAAUCCUCUGCCAUUCGGGUUUCAAACAUCAAGAGUGGCAUGUUGUGGGCAAGGGCCAUUCAAUGGGUUAGGGCUUUGCACAGUGGCAUCAAACUUAUGCUCCAAUAGAGAUGACUAUGCCUUUUGGGAUGCCUUCCAUCCUUCCCAAAAGGCAAAUGGGAUCAUAGUGAAACAAAUAUUCCAAGGCACAACCCAAUAUAUGUACCCAAUGAACCUUUCCACCAUCCUUGAAUUGGACUCUAGGACUUGAAAACUAAAACCCCCACCCAAAAAAAAAUAAAAAAAUAAAAAAAAUUAAAGAGAGAGGAGAGAGAAAAAGGAUAAUCUUAUCUCUCUCUACAAACACCUAAAAUGUUCUUUAUGCUCCCUUUCAAAAUAACCCUUGUGGGUUUGAAUGCCCUAUAUAAGUCUAUGUUAAUACUAUAUAAUUUGGUGUUUGUGUGUA
Momordica charantia (bitter melon) is the source of this 1332-nucleotide messenger RNA. RefSeq names its product GDSL esterase/lipase At5g33370. Gene Ontology annotation, molecular function: hydrolase activity, acting on ester bonds. NCBI's taxonomy places the organism in Eukaryota, Viridiplantae, Streptophyta, Magnoliopsida, Cucurbitales, Cucurbitaceae. The record is from RefSeq and is a predicted model, not a curated record.